Molecule: messenger RNA, 2826 nt
Organism: Drosophila novamexicana
Lineage: Eukaryota; Metazoa; Arthropoda; Insecta; Diptera; Drosophilidae
Exons: 7
Coding region: 317-2152 (611 amino acids)
Source: RefSeq, a predicted model, not a curated record
GCACAAACCAGCGAGGCGCGUACGCGUAUAGAAAGCAAAGCUGUUCCGUUACCGUUACGUUUUGUAGUAGACACACGAAUACACACUAACAAACCAAAAACACUCACACACAAACGAAUUUCUAAGACUAACGCGCCCGCGCAUUGUAGCAAUUUUCUUUUGGCUGAACACUGAACCCGCCGCCGUUGCCAGCAACAACAACGACAACAACAACAGCAACAACUACAACUACAGCUGCAGCAACAAUUACGGGACAACAGUCUGCACCAAUCAUUUUGGGUUUUGGAAAAGUGCACACAGAAAACAAUAAUUGGAAAUGCAGUACUCGAGCAGCUCGGAAAAUUACUCAUCCUCGUUGAGAGAUACGCCCUCGAAAUGGAACGGACGUAACGACAAGAAUUAUGCGUACAAGAAAUCAUCGUAUCAAUACUCUAGCUCGGCCGAUAACAAUGCAACCUAUCAAGGCAAGGGCGCCGAUCAAAACGUCGAUCAGUUGGACGCACUGCUCGAGGACUUGAAGCAGGAACGUCAACUUACCCACAGAGAGCGUGACAUCUUGCCGACUGGCACCAGCUACAGAACCCUCGAACGCACGGAUCCGUCAGGCACCGUCACGAAGACUACGCGGGUGAUCAAGACCACGAAGCAUUCAGGUGGACAGCAGCCCUUCAGCGAUGAUGUCGAGACCUUUAACCCAACCGACUAUAGCACCUUGCAGUCGACGGCCAAGUACUCCAGCUUUCAGGACAACUUAAAGCGUGACGAGUUUCUGGCUAAGGAGAAGCCAUAUACAUUGGCCCACUCGCCAGGUGGUCACUACUCGAGUAAGACCAAAAUCUACGAGAGCAAUCGCACGCUCAACAACAAUGUGGAGCUGGUGCCAAGCGUGAACAGUACGCAGACGGUGACCAACAGUGUGAACAUUGACAAGGAGCUGCAGGACAUUGCGCUAAGCGACGGCAUAUUGCCCGCACCGGGCACCAAGGUGACCACCACUGUGCGCACCUACACCUAUGAAAUACCAUCGACUGGUCCCGGUAGCGCCACCAGCACCAUCAAUCGGACGAGCAGCAACAACAAUACACUGAGCAGCAGCUAUAAGCACCACGAAACACUCAACUCUAGCCAGAACUAUACACAGUUGUCGCCGUCGCAUGUGCCCCAGACAGUUGUCUAUAACACGGAGAGCUACUCGACACUGAACAAACCUAACGAUCGCCCGUUGGUGAGCAACCAGUCGUACGAGAUUCGGGAGCACAAGGAGACGACCACGCGCUGCUUGAGCCCGCAGCCACGUCAGCUGCCGCUGGGACCCGCAAUCAGCCCCAGUGGCGGUACGCCCAACACCGGUAACCGCACCAUUAUCUACAACAUACACAAGACCGACAACGUGGUCAACGAGCAGCGUUAUCCGCACAGUCCGGCUCAUAGCCCCAACUAUGGUUCACCGCAAAGUCCUGCACAGCCGCAGUUGCCACCUGGUGGCACCAAUCGCUAUUAUUUCAAGGAGACCGAGACUUCAAAUACCGUCAAUACCAUACACGGCCCACCCAAUGGAGGCCCUGCGUAUCCUGUGGAGCCAUCGCAUCCGGCGCCACUCAAGCAGCUGCCGAGCACAAACUAUCCGCAGCCCCAGAACGGCAAUGGCUAUCCACCGAACACUAGUUAUACGUAUAAAUACUCUUCCACAACGAAUACAAACAAUCGCCGUGGACCUGGCCCAGACUAUGGCACACCCUCGCCCUUCCCCGUCGACGGUGUGGAGUAUCCAGUCGGUAAUGGCAAUCCGCCGCAGCGUGUGGACGAUCUAAUGCAAUCGUUUGGCACUACGGAUCAUGUGGACCGUGUGGACAUUGAGACGCCGGUUCGCAAGCGCGAGAUUGAGACGGCAGUUGCCUCGCCACAGCAGCAGCAUGUGCCCUCCGUCAACAAGGCCGGCAAGGAAGUCUAUUAUCCACCUGGUCACGACACGAUCAUCACCAGGCGCGAGGAAAUGCAUGCAGGCUCCGCGGGUGGUGGUCGCUGGGCUAAGGGCUCGGGCAUGUACGAGUAUGAGUCUGGCUCGAAGUCAAAGACGAAAAGCAAAUCCGGCGGCGCUGUGGUGCCCCUGUGCCUGCCCCUUUGCUGUGCCAUGCCAUGCUCUAUAAUGUGAAAAGGAGUGCGCAUUGCAACGUCUACUACUUGUAUAUAGGAUUCUAAUAUUGCCGUUACUAGGUCUAACGCUAAUUCCUGCCCCCUACGUACAGCUUGUCGUUGAUAUUAUUUUGUUUAUCUAACCAAUUUUCGGUUCGCUUCUCUAAUUGUUGUAAUUUGUUGACCAAAUUGAUAUAUCUAUUAUAAUACCUAUUGUUUGUAUAUAUAUAUUUCAUAUCCAGGCAUUGUCCCAGUUUGUUGGAUUUGGUAUUAGUUGAACCUAACCUAGUUUGCUCCAAAUUAUUUGCUCACGAUCUAAAAGAAAAACAAAAGCAUUUAUAUUACAACGUGACCAGUGAAAACCCGAACAGGCCCCUUAAGGUCUGCAUAUUUUUAAGUUUUUAUUUGAAAGCCAAUUGUUUUAACUGUAUUUUUUUGCAUACCAAACUAAUAAAUGAGCCACGGAAUCUAAUUCCCCCACUCGCCAUAAUCAUACAAAUAUAUGUGUGUUUCCCGCUCCCCUCGAAUAUUAUCUACUAAUCGGCGGUCAUUCGGCUGCCCAAAAACAUAAACUGUAACCCAGACUUAAAAGGUAACAUUGUCGUUACAAAGCCAUAAAUAUUUUCUAAUAAACGUACGCAUAAAAAUCAAAGUAACCUUAAUAAAAACGAAAUUUAACCAACGAAACGAUAU